GCUUUCCAGCUCGUCUGCUAAAGUUGUGUUUUUCACUUCCAACUCGCUAUUUAAAAAAAAUGGAAGCGGCUAAUACGUGUGCAAAUUUUUUCAAGUUCGCAUUCUUUAUCUUAUUCUUUCAAAUUAGCUUCAUUAAUGCCAAGGGUACUACCUAUGUGACCUACAAUUCAGUUGUUAAAUUGUUAAAUGUAGAUUAUAAUGUAAGGUUGCAUUCUCAUGAUAUUCAAUAUGGCAGUGGGAGUGGACAACAAUCUGUGACAGCAAUAGAAGCAAAAGAAGAUGGCAAUUCAUACUGGCUAGUUAAAGGUCCCACGGGAAAGCAAUCCAUUAGAGGUAAGCCAAUUAAAUGUGGAGAUGUUAUACGUUUUGAGCACACAACAACAAAAAAAAAUCUUCACUCUCAUCAUGUAAGCUCACCUCUCAGUGGAAGGCAAGAAGUUUCAGCAUAUGGAAAUCAGGGAGAGGGUGAUACAGGUGAUCACUGGACAGUUGUAUGCCCAGGCACCCAUUGGGAAAGAGACGAAACAAUUAUGUUCAAACAUAUAGAUACUAAUGCGUAUUUGGCAGUUACUGGGCGAACGUACGGUUCACCAAUCUCAGGUCAAAAUGAAGUAGUAGGCGAAUAUUCAACCAAUAGCUAUUCAAAAUGGCAGGUCAUGGAAGGGCUUUUUAUACAUCCAAAUGACUUUAUAUCACAGCAUAAUAAACAUAUUGAACUGUAAUAACAUGAAUAUCCUCUCUUUUUUUGUUGGAAAAGAUUUCUCUGAGCUGGGUUAUUUUUUCAAUGUGUUAUCGUGCGAGUGCUAUGUAAAUAUAUGUGCGCUAUAGCAAAACAGAAAAUUUUAAUUAUUUGUAGCAUACAGAAAAUAAGUUGACAUAUACUUUGAUUUAAGAGGAGACUUCGAUGAAAGUUACAUAAAUGAAACAUGCGAUUGUGGAUGAACUACACAUGUGAUUUAAUUGAUU
Ceratosolen solmsi marchali is the source of this 966-nucleotide messenger RNA. Its product is annotated as stromal cell-derived factor 2. Bases 60 to 722 code for a protein of 220 amino acids. The transcript is spliced from 4 exons. The record is from RefSeq and is a predicted model, not a curated record. Lineage: Eukaryota; Metazoa; Arthropoda; Insecta; Hymenoptera; Agaonidae.